This is a messenger RNA of Amblyraja radiata (thorny skate), 666 nucleotides long. RefSeq names its product succinate dehydrogenase complex assembly factor 1 (gene sdhaf1). The transcript has 2 exons. Gene Ontology annotation, biological process: mitochondrial respiratory chain complex II assembly. Bases 104 to 388 code for a protein of 94 amino acids. Lineage: Eukaryota; Metazoa; Chordata; Chondrichthyes; Rajiformes; Rajidae. The record is from RefSeq and is a predicted model, not a curated record. Gene Ontology annotation, cellular component: mitochondrion.
CCGGCAGGUGGCGCAGCGCUCGGAGGACCGGGAGCGUCCACGGGCGGCGAUGGAAGGAGCAAGGUCGGGCAAUAUUCGGAUUGAUCAGAACUGAUUUGACAUCAUGGCCAGACACAGCAAACUGCAGAAACAGGUGUUAAAACUUUACAAACAGUUCCUUCGAGCUGCCAAAGAUAAACCUGGAUUUCUGCCUCUGAUUCAGGAGGAAUUUCGCAAGAACUCCCAAAUACCGAGAACGGAUGUAAUGCAUAUCGAGUACUUGUUCCGAAGAGGGCAGAGGCAGUUGGAACUGUUGAGGGAGUCAAAUACCAAACAAGUGGCGGCUUUUAUCAGAUUCAAUCCACCAAACAGCCACACAGUGCAAAAGACCAAGGACUUGCCAUCAUAGCGUCAGAGGCAAUCUAAGAUAGUGAACAUUAUGAUUAUGAAACACAUCUGCAGUGAUAGUGUGACGUGGAUAAGAAUGAAGCUGCGGUAUACGCACUGAAUCCAAGAACCAGAUGUUAUGGCCACAAAUAUGCAUAAAAAAAGAUAUCUGCAUUUUACCCUGCGCUCCAGCAGUAAUUACAGUCCAAACCUACUUCAUAGAAUGUAACACACUAUGAUUGUGAAAGGUAGUAUGUAAACGUAUAAUACAUAAAUAUAUUGGUUUAUUAUUGUCAAGUA